AUGGUCGGGGAUUUUAACGAGAUCCUAAACAAUGAAGAAAAGAUUGGUGGUCCUAGAAGAAGCGAUGCAUCCUUUCAACCCUUCUCAGAUAUGCUUCAUGCCUGCGGAAUGACUGAAUUACCAAGUACAGGGAACAGCUAUACUUGGGGAGGGAGAAGACAAACGUUAUGGAUUCAAAGCAAGCUUGAUAGAGCGUUUGGAAAUUCUGACUGGUUCAAAUGUUUUCCCUCUGCUAAUCAAGCCUUCCUUGCCAAAAGAGGAUCUGAUCAUAGACCUGUUUUGAUAAAGCUAACUGCAUCUCAAGAUUCUUACAGAGGUUCUUUCAAGUUUGAUAGGCGAAUGCUUCAUAAACCUCUUGUACAAGAAGCUAUUCAUCAGGCUUGGAAUCAAAGACGUCAUGAUCAAGAUGCUUCUGUCUCAAUCCGUUUGAGUUUCUGCAGAAAAGCUCUCACUAUGGAUCCUUGCUCUACCCGUAUUAAUCUCAUCAGAUGUGAUCUCUUAAAAGCUUAUAGAGAUGAGGAAAACUACUGGAAACAGAAAAGCAAGGAUGAUUGGAUCAUUCAUGGGGAUGGUAAUACAAAAGUUUUCCAUGCUGCGGUUAAAGCUGCGAGAGCAAAAAAUGAAGUGGUUAAGUUAAUUGAUCUUAAUGGAGUUGCACAUCGUUCUGAAGCCUCUAAAGCUCAAGUGGCUAUUAACUACUUCCAGGACCUUUUCAAAUCUUCUAACUCUGAAGACUAUUCUGAAAUUCUCAGAGGUUUCCCAUCUAAGAUAUCAGAAAGAAUGAAUCACUGUCUAAUUAAAAAGGUCACACCAGAAGAAGUGAAGAAUGCUGUGUUUUCUAUUAAAGCUGGGAGUGCACCAGGAGUUGAUGGAAUGACUGAAACCAAAUGCUACCCUGAUGACAGACUCAGGCCAAUCAGCUUGUGCACAGUGAUGUACAAGACGAUUUCGAAAAUUUUGGCUUCUAGACUUCAGAGCAUUCUCCCUGAUAUUGUUUCUUCUAAUCAGUCAGCCUUUGUCUCCAGUCGUCUUAUUUCAGACAACAUCAUCCUUGCUCACGAAGCAGUUCACAGUCUAAACACAAAGGAGGGGAUCUCUGAAAACUUCAUGGCAGCAAAAACUGAUAUGUCAAAAGCCUUUGAUAGAGUGGAGUGGAACUACCUUCAGGCUCUUCUCAACUCAUUAGGUUUUCACAGAACUUGGGUCAAUUGGAUAAUAGCUUGCGUUUCCACAGUUAAGUACUCGGUCCUCAUCAACGGCCAAUCCCAUGGUUAUAUCUCCCCUGAACGUGGUCUGCGACAAGGUGAUCCCUUAUCACCCUUUCUCUUUGUUCUCUGUGCGGAAGGACUCUCCUAUCUUCUUAAUCAAAAAGCUUCAGAAGGUUUGAUUAAUGGGAUACAAUUCUCCCCAAAUGGUCCAGCAGUUCAUCAUCUGUUUUUUGCAGACGACAGUCUGUUUCUUUUUAGAGCUGAUAUGCUUCAGUGUCAGGUCUUUAAAGAGGUUCUACAGAAAUAUGCUGAAGCUACUGGUCAAGUAAUCAAUCUGAACAAAUCAUCCUUGACUUUUGGGAAAAAGGUAGAUCAAAAUCUGAAGCUGAGUAUUCAGAACUCGCUUGGGAUCUUUGCAGAAGGAGGUGCAGGCACCUAUCUUGGUCUUCCUGAAUGCUUCAGUGGAUCUAAAGUAGAGAUGCUGGCUUACAUUCAAGAGAAGAUGAAAGGGAGAAUGUCUGGAUGGUACACAAGGUUCCUUUCUCAAGCUGGAAAAGAAGUGAUAUUAAAAUCAGUGGCCAUGGCUAUGCCUAUUUAUGCUAUGAGUUGUUUUAAACUGCCUAAAACAACUUGUAAUAAUUUAACUUCUGCUAUGGCGGCUUUUUGGUGGAGAUCUACUGAAGAUAAAGGGAAGAUCCAUUGGCUAAGUUGGGAUAAACUUUGUGUCCCUAAGCGACUUGGAGGGAUGGGAUUUAAAGAUAUUGAAACCUUCAAUCAAGCCUUGUUAGCCAAGCAAGCUUGGAGGAUUCUCCAUGAACAGUCUUCUCUGUUUGGAACCUUCUUGAAGAGCAGAUACUUCCCCAAUGGUGAUUUUCUCUCAGCUAAGCUUGGUAAAAGACCUUCAUACGCUUGGCGAAGUAUCCUCCAUGGUAGAGAUCUUUUGAUCAAAGGUCUAAGACAUAUGGUUGGUAAUGGUGAAUCUAUUCAUGUGUGGUCCACUCCUUGGCUUGCAGAUGGUGAUAGAAUGCGCAUGCCCUUAAUGAAGAAUACCUUGGUUGAUCUGAAUCUCAAAGUAAAAGAUCUUUUGAUUCCAAACUCUCAUCUGUGGAAUAUACCUAAGUUAAAUGAUCUCUUUUACCCACAAGACAUUGCUAUCAGUUCCAAGAUCAAACCGGUGAUCAAUUCAGAAGAUUUUUAUUGCUGGAAUCACACAAGAUCAGGAGAAUAUUCGGUCCGUUCUGGAUAUUGGUUUGCAGAAAAAAGUGCCAACAAGGAAGCCUAUGCUACAGCAACAGUACUUCCUUCUCUCAAUGGUAUCAAAGAUUACAUAUGGUCGCUGGACACAGCUCCGAAGAUUAAAAUGUUUCUGUGGAAAGCGGUUAGUGGAGCUCUUCCGGUGACUGAUAACCUUUUGAGUAGAGGUAUGAAGAUUGAUUCUAGAUGUCAGGUCUGUGGUAUGGAAGGAGAGUCCAUAAAUCAUGUGCUGUUCACUUGCACUUUGGCUAGACAAUUUUGGGCCAUUUGUAACUUUCCUCGGCCUCACUCGGACUUCUCUGUUUCAUCUAUAUAUUCGAACAUUUUCUAUGUUUUGAAAGCAAAGGAUAUCCCCUCCAUCCCUUUGAAUAUCAGUAGAGCGGGUCCUUGGAUCAUUUGGAAUAUCUGGAAGAACAGAAACUCUCAUUUCUUUGAAGGUUGCGUAACCAAAGCUCCAGAUUUCCUUGAGAAAGUGUAUGAAGAAGCAAAUCACUGGUUCCUGAUCAAGACAAUUGAAAAAGAGGAAAAAGCCAUUGACCUCGAUCGGAAGAAGAAAAUAAUGUUUGGUUGGAAACCUCCACCUUCGGGUUGGAUCAAAUGCGAUAUUGGUUCUGCUUGGAGCAGUUCCAAAAAUGAAAGUGGAGCUUCAUGGGUUCUUAGAGACAGCGAUGGAAAUGUUUUGUUACAUAGUAGAAGAUCCUUCUCAGCUAUUUACAGUCGUAUGGAUGCUUCUAUGGAAAAUAUCAGAGGAGCUUCUCUGAUUGCUGAUAGUGUCAUCAAAGAGGAUCGCUAUCAAUCUUACAUUGCUGCUGGAUAUCCUGAUUCUGGCUGA
Brassica napus (rape) is the source of this 3294-nucleotide messenger RNA. RefSeq lists its product as uncharacterized. The transcript is spliced from 5 exons. Lineage: Eukaryota; Viridiplantae; Streptophyta; Magnoliopsida; Brassicales; Brassicaceae. The record is from RefSeq and is a predicted model, not a curated record. The coding region runs from base 1 to 3294 and encodes 1097 amino acids.